AUGGGAAGCAAAGACCUAACCGUACCUAUAUACCGUGGUGCUGAAGUCGACGACAUAAAGAAUUUUCUCUUUGAUUUCGAAGGCUAUGGAAAAGCCAAGAAGGACCUAAUACAAUCCAAGAAGACUUGGAAAGAUCUGAAAAAGGAGAUCGUUGAGAAGAUAAAGUCCGAUAAUGAGACCGAAGUAAAGAUUAAUCGAUUAAAGCGUGUGAAACAAGAUGAAAGAGAGUCAGUAAGGGAGUAUACUAAUCGUUAUGAAGCCUAUACUCAAGCCGUGAAGAGCCAACUUAGAAAUGACGAGAAACGCGAUUGGUAUAUCCGUGGUUUGAGGGAUCCAUAUAGAACGAAGGUGGAGAAUCGCUGCCCUAAAAAUUAUGAUAAAGCAAAGAAAAAGGCAUUAGAAAUGGAAGAAUAUAAUAGGGAUAGAGCUCUCAGUGAACGUAAAGAUUCGAACAUACCUGACGAAACUCCUCAACCAAGUAAGGCAGAUGUGGACCUCGAUAGUAUUGUGAACGGACUUGCAGCAUUGAGUAUAAACCGGGUGGAACGAGAAGAAAAGUUGAAUCGAUCCGAUAUCGAAAAUAUGAUUCAAAGUGCGGUGGCGAAAACUGUGAAAGAUCUAAAUCGAAAGCAAAGUUAUCAGAAACCUAACAAGCCCCGUACGUGUUUCCAGUGUGGACAAGAAGGCCAUAUCGUAAAGAAUUGUCCGAAUCGAAAUAAAGGUGAAACCCAAACUAACCAGGGUAUAACCUUCAAUAACGCCGAUGUACGUCUCGUAGAAUUCACUGAAAAGCGUCCCACGAAUGGAGCUGAAUAUUUGAGAGUGGAAUUACUGGAUAAAGAUGAAUGUGGUGACAUUAGGGCGUUUGAUUCAAGAUCGACGAAUGAAAAACCAAGUUCACGCGAAAACGUGAUGUAUAUACCCUUCGCUGAACUGUCCGACGAACUCGAUUUACUAAAGAAACUAGCAGAUAUGGAAGUGACUCUUACCCUUGGACAGCUGUUCAAGUGGUCACCUAAAGCACGUUCGGAGAUAAUGAAGGCCUUAACACGACGAAAAAGGGAUAGUGCCGCCGAUCAACAUGUAAAAAUUAGGAUCGUAAGUGGCGUAUUGCAAGACGAUACACCGAAGCCGAAUGAAGUCGUACCUGUAUGGACGGUUAAAAUUAAUGGUGACUUAGUAAAAGCCCCGAUUGAUCCAGGUUCCCGCAUAAACCUCAUGUUGAAGAAGUACGCCGUAAAAAGAGGGUUAGAAUGGAACCAAGCACGUGGUAAAGGUCGUAUGGCCGAUAAUAGGGUUAGUCAGUUUGUGGGUCACAUACCCAACGUUGAAGUCGAAAUGGAAGGUGUUGUGGUACACCAAGACUUCUACGUAAUGGAAACGGCCAGCUUUGAUGUUUUGCUGGGUAUGCCAUGGAAUGCAAGAGCACAAUGCACCUUAGGAUUUAAAGGAACUGAAUACUGGUGCACCAUCUCCUCUCCUACAAGAUCCGCUUCUUUUGUGGUAUCAACUGUACCUAGAAGCUGGAUAGGUGAAAUUCAAGCCGAUUACGAAGACGACGCUGAUAGUAACGAUGAAAGUGACUAUGAGGAAGAUGUCGACGAUAUAAUGGCAGUACGAAGAAUGGAUAUGAUCGAAUUCGAAGAAAUGAGCGAUAAUAAUCGAGUCCUAUCGAUUAUGGACAACGCGAAAAAUAAGGACAAUGUGGUGCAACGACAAGUCGAACCUAUCGAUUAUGAAAGCUUGAAUGGUUUGACGUUUGGUGGUUGGGUAAAUUAUUGGAAUCGCGACGAUGAAAGAGAUGAUGGUUCGAUCGAAGGAAAGGACGCUCUUGUUGUAUCGAGGUUAACGAUGGAAAAUAGUGCUUUGAUCAACCUAGGGCCCAGGGUUCGAAAUGAACCGAUCAGGAGUAUUGUAAUUAAGCGGUUGAUGACGAAAGUAGGUGACGUAUUCGCGUAUGAAUUAAAGGACAUUGGUAAAACGAAUUUAGUCGAAUACGAGGUUAGAACCGGUGACGCCAUUGUACCUUCAAUGCGACUACGACCGAUUAGGAUAAAUAAUCCCGAAACAAGGCAGAUAUUCGAAAACCACCUGAGGGAAAUGAUCGAAUGUGGACUUUUGGAAAAAGGAUCGGGCGAAUACGCUUACCACUGCUUUCCUGUGCAGAAGAAAGAGGGUGGAACUGACAAAAUAAGGGCCGUCGGUAAUAUGAAACCCCUUAACAAGUACAUAAUCAAGGAUAGCUACUCGUUACCAGUGAUCCGGGACAUCUUGGAACAAGCGGCUGGACACGAUUGGUAUUCGUCGGUAGAUGCGUUUAAAGGAUACUGGCAAAUAGGUAUCCGGGAAAAAGACCGUGACAAAGUGGCUGUGACCACCUCUCUUGGAGUAUUACGAUACACAGUUAUGUGUAUGGGCCUAAAGAAUGCAAGCGAAACCUUCCAAAGGUUAAUGGAUCGUUUGUUGGAUAAAGAAAAGUGGAAGAACGUUGCUGCUGCGUAUCAGGACGAUGUUGGUGUAUGGACGAACGGAAGCAUGGAGGAACAUUUAGAGACGUUCAUUGAGUUAGCCGAGGUUUUUAAAAAUGCCGGUCUGACAUUCGCCGCGAAAAAGUGUUAUAUUCUGUAUAAUGAACUUGAAAUGUAUGGAUACGUAGUUAGUAAGGAGGGUAUUAAGGUAAAUCCGAAAAGGAUCGAAAAGAUUCAUGAAUGGAAAGUACCCUGUAAUGUAAAUGAAGUAAGAUCGUUUCAUGGCGUGAUGAAUUAUUAUCGACGAUUCGUUGAGAAUUUUAGCAAGAUAGCCAAGCCCUUGACCGAUCUUACCAAGAAAGCAACGAAGUUUCAAUGGGGACCUAAAGAAGACGGAGCAUUUGAGUUACUAAAACGAAAAUUAAGCGAUGAGGUCGUUCUGAAAGCUCCAAAUUGGCAAGCCGCCAAGGAUGGACGAAGACCGUAUCAAAUGUAUACCGACGCUUGUGAUCACUCUGUAGGUGUUGUACUUGAACAAGAAGACGAUGAAGGACGAUUAAGACCCAUCUCGUUCGAUUCAAGAAAGUUGAACGAACACGAAUUACAUUACACUGUGACCGAAAAAGAAUGCUUGGCGAUUGUGUUCGGAUGUCACGUGAAUGAACGAUAUAUCGGCGGAACCGUAUUUGAUGUAUGGGUGGACCAUCAGGCUCUGGAAUGGUUGUUCAAUAAAGUCGAAUUAAAGGGUAGGCUAAUGAGGUGGAUUUUGCUGCUUCAAUCGUUCGAAUUUCGGGUUCGAUAUAAGUCGGGUAAGAAACAUUGUAAUGCUGAUGGUAUGUCGCGUUAUCCCGACCCACCUUUCCAAGAAAUUCCGACCGACGAUGACUUCGUUGAUGGACAAUUGUAUAGAGUAGGGUUGGAAAGUCAAAAAAUAAGUGACUUGGUCUUGGUGAAGCAUUAUUUGCAACAAAUGAGUUGGGAACCUCACGUGAAAGCACGAGACUUACCUCGUUUAAAAAGAAAAUUAAAACGUUAUUGUUUAAUAGGUGAUAACCUGUACUUAAGAUCGAGAAAAGGAGCCCCGCCAAAACGUGUGAUCUUGGAUGACCGUGACAAAUAUGAAAUUGUGAAGGCAUGUCACGACGGAUUAGCGAAUGAAAGUGGUCAUCGAGGAAUCAAUAGAACCCUGACCGCGGUGAAAAUGAAGUAUGUUUGGGGAUCAGGAAAUAUGUACGAUGAUGUAAAGAGGAUAGUGUCGAGUUGCGAACAAUGUCAAAGGUGUGCCCCGAAACUCCCGCCAGAACCGAUACAUGUAACCGCGACAAGUUGGAUUUUCGAAAAGGUCUAUAUAGAUUGUGUUGGACCUCUACCCCGUACCGUAGCAAAGCACGAACACGUGGUGUUAGCGAUUGAGGACUUGACCGGAUAUGUAGAAGGAAGAGCCUUAGUCAAAAAGAAUGCUAAAAACAUUGCCCAAUUUAUUUGGGAAGAUAUAAUCUUGCGCCAUGGAUGUUUUACUGCGUUAGUAUCAGAUAGGGGAACCGAGUUUAAAAAUACGAUCAUGGAGAAACUAUCAUCUAGGUUGAACGUGGAUCAACGUUUUGUCGCCAGCUACCAUCCUGAGGCAAACGGUCGUGCAGAGCGUGUGGUCCAAAAGUUCACCAGAAUAAUUCGAAAGCUGUGUGCAGAACGGCAAAAUCGAUGGCAUGAAUACGUACGAAGUGCGAUUUGGGCUGUAAAUACAACCGUUGGUGACUUGGGUUACUCCCCUUUUCGUUUGGUCUAUGGAAGGGACGCAAUAAUGCCGAUCGAGCUAGUAAUGGAAAGCUAUCACACGUACGUGAUGAGAAGCCAAUGGACGACUGAUGAGUUACUCGAAUACCGAACCCUGCAAAUAAAAGGUUUGGCAAGUGAUCUGGAUAAAGCACGAACAAGUCGUGACGAAUUGAAAUGGCGAUGGAAAGAGUUUCACGAUCGAUGGGCAAAGGAAAGAGAACCAAUUGACAUUGGUGACCUGGUAUUGAUCUAUGACUCGACCCUGGAUACAUGUUCUAGGAAAUUGGACUACCGAUGGGUGGGACCCUAUAGAGUAACCAAAAUCGGAACACAUGGACAGUUCUAUGUUGAAGAAGUCGAUGGAUCGAAGUUGAAGGACCCGUUUACAAGAAAUCGAGUCAAGAAAUUAAAAUUGGACGACUACGAACCUGACUGCGAAGGCGGAAUGGUUGAAGACCGAAUGAGUCAAGUGCAUGAAGAACAAUUGGACGACGAAGAAUAU
This is a messenger RNA of Ambispora leptoticha, 4746 nucleotides long. Lineage: Eukaryota; Fungi; Glomeromycota; Glomeromycetes; Archaeosporales; Ambisporaceae. The record is from the annotation of a GenBank genome assembly.